This is a messenger RNA of Eupeodes corollae, 1823 nucleotides long. RefSeq names its product multiple inositol polyphosphate phosphatase 1 (gene Mipp1). The transcript is spliced from 8 exons. NCBI's taxonomy places the organism in Eukaryota, Metazoa, Arthropoda, Insecta, Diptera, Syrphidae. The record is from RefSeq and is a predicted model, not a curated record. Bases 3 to 1451 code for a protein of 482 amino acids. Gene Ontology annotation, molecular function: inositol phosphate phosphatase activity; acid phosphatase activity.
AAAUGAAAGUGCUUUGGAUAACAGUGAUACUAGCUUUAAGUCAAUACGAAGCUCACGCACAACAACAACAACAACAGCAGCAACCACAAUGCUGCGAAGAAUACUGCUUUGGAACUGAUAAAGAUCGGCCUCAAACUCUUCGCUUUACCUCAAAAACUGCUUAUUUAUUGGCCAAAGGCAAGGAUGUAGAACGAAAUAUACUUCCAAAUUGCUCGCCAACAAAAAUUUGGACCCUAAGCAGACAUGGAACAAGGUUACCAUCAGCUAAAACGAUAGAAAAAGCAGGUCAUCUUGAAGAGAUUCGGAGUAAAAUUGUAAACAAUUAUAAAGUUCUUAAAACAAAACCAGACACUGGUGCCUUAUGUAUGGAAGAUUUGUUCUCCAUACAAACAUGGAAAUUCAAUUCAAGUAUCACCCCGGAAAAGGAGAAUAUGUUGACAUCUCAGGGUUGGGAAGACUUGAAAUCAUUGGCAAAAACCUACCAACGUCAAUAUCCAAGCAUUCUUACCAAAGAUUAUAGAUCUGAAAACUUUUUGUUCCGUCACACUGAAAUCCAAAGGACAGAAGAAAGUUUCAAGGCUUAUGCUGAGGGUCUCUUUGGGCCAAAUGUUUGGCAAAACAUCCAUGUUUCGAGACCAGUCAAUGGUACCGAUACGUUACUACGACCCUAUGACUAUUGCCCCAAAUGGGAGGAAAACAACAGCCAAAAGGAGGGCACUGAAUUUGAGAACUUCAAAAACUCAGCUCUAAUGACUAAAACAAUUGCAGAUAUUUCAACUAGGCUGGGAUUCUUGUACUCUUUGGAGUUUAAGGACAUUGAAUUGAUGUGGGACAUGUGUCGAUACGAACAAGCCUGGAAUGUCGACCGUGUCAGUGCAUGGUGUGGGGCCUUUACUCGAGCACAACUUAAAGUUCUAGAAUACUACGAUGAUUUGAGAUACUACAAGAAAUCAGGAUACGGAAGUGAAAUCAACUCAAAAUUGCCAUGUGAAGUGAUUAAGGACAUGCUCUUCCAUCUCAAUAGCAAAACUAAGCCCAACGCCGUUACAUACUUUGCCCAUUCAACUGUAAUUCAGGCAAUGGUCACAGCUCUGGGUUGGUACAAGGAUGAGGAAGCACCAACAUCAAGCAAUUACGAAAGCAUGGAAAAUCGCCAAUGGAGAAUCAGUAAAAUUGAUCCAUUUGCCUCAAAUUUGGUUGCAGUUAAAUAUGAUUGUCCUGCAGAUAGCGUUGAUACUGAAAAAGUUCUCUUCCUUCUUAACCAGAACACAGUUAGCUUAAAUUGGUGCAGUGUCGGAUUGUGUGAUUGGUCGGCGGUCAUGAAACACUACAACGAUUUCUACAACGGAAAUUGUGCAGAAAUGUUUUGCCAAUCAGGUGCUUCAAGUAUAUCAUCCCUAUUAUCGCUAUCGUCCCUCCUAGUCGCUGCCAUAGUUUACUUAAUUUAUUGAAAAAAUACUUAUGUAAUUUUUUUUAAGAUCUUUAUUUUUUACGUCAUGCCAAAUCAAAGUUCUAGUUUUUGGACGGACACUAUACAGAAAUAGCGGUGAAUGAAGUUAUUUUUUAUUUUGUUUUUUAAAAAUGUUUAUGACUGCUUUCAACAAUAGAAUAUUAAACUAAUAUUUUGAGUACCUACAAUCAAAAAUAAGAAAACAAAACCAAACAAACAAACAAAACUUGAAACAAAAUAGUUUAUUUUUUACAAAACAAUGACAACCAAAAAAAAAACAAUCUUUACUAAAAAUAUUAAAGUUAAAGCUUUUUACUAUUGUAACGAAAAGAAAUAAAAUGCACUUUUUUAUUUUAAGAAAACAUAAAAUAUA